AUGGCAUCCUGGGUCACAGUAAGCGAGAAUUCAGACUUCUCUUUACAAAACUUGCCAUAUGGCAUAUUCAGCACCAGUGGAGAUGAUGAUGCUAGAAUUGGUACUGCCAUCGGUGACUCGGUUUUGGACCUCAAAGUUCUCGCACAGGGCGGAGUUUUUGACGACCUAAAGUUUGAUGUCGGAACUCUACAGGAGCCCACACUCAAUUCUUACGCUGCCCUGGGCAAAACGGUUCAUCAGAAAGUACGACACCGACUCCAGAAACUCCUUGAGAAAGAGACUCAGCUCAGUCAUCUUCUUCGAGAUAAUAAAACAAUUUACGAAAAGGCCUUUUACAAACAAGCCAAUGUUCAAAUGCAUCUGCCGAUGAAAAUAAACAACUACACCGACUUCUUCGUUGGACUUCAUCAUGCAGUAACUUGCGCAGGAUUAGUGAAACCAGGCCAAACCAUCGAGCAAGUCUGCCCUUGCUUUUACAAUCUGCCUAUCGCAUACAAUGGCCGAACAUCGUCUGUGGUUGUCAGCGAAAUGCCUUUCCACAGACCUAACGGGCAGUUUCCAGUCGACGGAAAGGUCGUCUCUGGGCCUUGUCGAAAGCUAGAUUUCGAAGUUGAGUUUGCUGCUUUCAUCAGCCGCGGAAACAGCUUCGGAGCACCGAUAAACGUUGAUGAGGCUGAAGAUCAUAUCUUUGGUUUUGUUCUACUAAAUGAUUGGUCAGCUCGUGAUAUACAGAUGUAUGAAUCGACUUUGAUGGGACCAUUUAACGGAAAGAGUUUCUGCACCACGAUCUCACCAUGGGUCGUGCCACCAGAGGCACUGGAGCCUUUCCGUGUCGCUCCAAAGGUGACACCUCGCGAACUACCUGAAUACCUUCGAGAAAAGAGAGAGAAGUCGGCCUAUGACAUUCCCAUCAGGGCUACACUCGCCAACUCUGAGAACUACCGCAUUGCAGAUUGCAACACAAAUAAUGUGAUAUUCUCCUUUGCACAAAUGAUCGCUCAUCACACCUGCGGUGGAUGCCCUUUGCAGACAGGUGAUCUUAUUGGAACUGGCACCUUGUCAGGGCCCUCCCGAGCAGAAGCAGGCUGCCUACUCGAGCAGACACUAGGUGGCACGAGCCCAUAUGAGAUGAAGGCAGAGGAUCCGUCAAAAGGCAGCGUGAUUAGAGCGUUCUGUGAGGACAACGAUACCAUCACCUUUACUGCGCAGGCAAAAUUGAGCGAAGGCUUUGGUAAUGUCGGCUUUGGGGCUUGUUCAGGGAAAGUGCUCCCUGCGAUCUAA
Molecule: messenger RNA, 1281 nt
Organism: Exophiala mesophila
Lineage: Eukaryota; Fungi; Ascomycota; Eurotiomycetes; Chaetothyriales; Herpotrichiellaceae
Product: fumarylacetoacetase
Exons: 4
Coding region: 1-1281 (426 amino acids)
Biological process (GO): homogentisate catabolic process; L-phenylalanine catabolic process; L-tyrosine catabolic process
Molecular function (GO): fumarylacetoacetase activity
Source: RefSeq, a predicted model, not a curated record